UAGAUGUAUGUUUAUUUCCACAUCUGACUAGUAGUAAUCCAUAUUAUUACGAAACUGAAAGUUAGUGUUGUUUGUGUGUCAGGAUCUGGAUGGGAGUGGAGUUGGACAGUGGGGGAGGUGACAACUCGGGGUCUCACUCCGGAGUAAGAUACUUCAACUGUAGACCCGCCCACGGGGUAUUCCUACCACCAUCCAAGGUCAAAAGACUCUCUCCUCCAGCAGUAGCAGCAACCUCCAGUGGCUCCUCUACCAACAGUGGCCCAACUACUGAUUCCAUUGACUUCCCAGCCCACUCCUCCUCCUCCUCCCCCUCCCCUCGUCCCUCUCCUCCCGUCAACAAACGAAGACUCAACACCUCCAACACCACAAAAACUGGACCUCGAGCCAAGCAGCCUCGCACAGUCUCCCUCACCAACCCUCCCUCUUCUUCCUCACUCCCCCACCAUCCUCCCUCCCUCUCCUCCUCCACCCUCUCCCUCUCCUCCCUCCCCAACGUCACUCUGGAGACCGGGAUGAGUGUCUUUGUGACUGGAGCUGAUUUUGGGGUCGUGCGGUUCAUCGGAACCACCCAGUUUUCUAAGGGGGUGUGGCUUGGGAUUGAACUACGGAAACCUAAUGGAAAGAACGAUGGGUCGGUGAAGGGACAUCGCUACUUUCGCUGCAAGCCUUCUCACGGACUGUUUGUCAAACCAGAGAAAGCCACUCAUCGAGGAAUCAACUGCUCCAAGAUCCUCCCUAGCUCCUGCCUUGAGAACAACUCUUAACAUUGUGUUUAUGAUGUCAUCAUUAUGUAAUGUAUGUUGUCAACUAUCGUCCAAUGAACUUAGUGAUAGUGCAGGUGUAUUAUGCGUGCAUGGUGGCCCACUUGGUACAUGUUACCCUGGCAACGAUGUAUUAUGAUAAUAUU
Messenger RNA from Geodia barretti, 907 nucleotides. The record is from the annotation of a GenBank genome assembly. NCBI's taxonomy places the organism in Eukaryota, Metazoa, Porifera, Demospongiae, Tetractinellida, Geodiidae.